AUGCUUGCAGGGGGAACCAUUUGCCCAAUCAGCAGCCACCUGGCUGCGAUUGCUGGGAUUCUUACCGUCGAGCCCGGACUGCCCGACCAUCUUUCAUACCGUAACGAAUGCUCGGUUCCGCGCUAUUCCAUUUUGGGCCUUCUUUCUAGGAUCCCCGUACCGUACGAUUACCAAUUCCUGACCAUGAUUACCGAGAACGAGAGCGACGGAGCGAGGCUUUGUCCCAACCCGACCCACUGA
Messenger RNA from Penicillium chermesinum, 240 nucleotides. RefSeq lists its product as uncharacterized. The transcript has a single exon. Lineage: Eukaryota; Fungi; Ascomycota; Eurotiomycetes; Eurotiales; Aspergillaceae. Bases 1 to 240 code for a protein of 79 amino acids. The record is from RefSeq and is a predicted model, not a curated record.